ACCCGUCAUCCGUUCGGAACAACCCUUUCUAUUCCAAGACAUCUUCGCGACGGCGACAUGAACCCCGAUCCGAUCCAGCUGAAGAAAACAAACAACUUCGAGCAGCUUUCGUGCAAUUAUUCCAGCGCCGCGCAUGAUCCUCCAACCUCCAAGCCGCAAAGAUUCCAAUUUGAUAGCGCCCAGAGGAGAAGAAGAGAGUAAUUAUUGAUUUCUCGGAGCCAGAAGUCGCAAUGGCGUCUCCACCGCUUCAGUUCGCGGCCCCGCCCUUGCUGCUGCUGCUGGUGCUGCUGGCAGUAGCAGUCCCGGCCGCACGGUCCAGCCGUGUCUUCUCCGUGGCUGACUACGGCGCGGUUGGGGAUGGGUCCCGCUACGACACAGCGGCGAUCCAGGCCGCCGUGGACGCCUGCGCGGCGGCGGGCGGGGGCCGCGUCCUCCUCCCGGCGCCGGGAGACUACCUGACGGCGACCGUCCACCUCCGCUCGCGGGUGGUGCUGGAGGUGGCCCCCGGCGCGCGGCUGCUGGGCGGGACCAGGCAGGCGGACUACCCGCCCGAAUCGCGCCGCUGGUACGUCGUCCUGGCCGAGAACACCACGGGGGCCGGCAUCACGGGCGGCGGCGAGAUCAACGGCCAGGGCGAGGCGUUCGUGGUCACGCCCAGCGAGGUGAAGAACGUCAUGGUGAGCUGGAACGCCACCGGCGAUUGCCUGGGCGACGAGUGCCGGCCGCGGCUCGUCGGCUUCAUUGACUCCAAGGAUGUUAGGAUCCACGACAUCACACUCAACCAGCCUGCCUACUGGUGUCUUCACCUUGUCAGAUGUGACAACACAGUGAUCCGCAAUGUGUCUAUAUUUGGGGAUUUUAAGAGUCCCAACAAUGAUGGCAUUGACAUUACGGAUUCUAACAACACCGUUAUAACUGAUUGCCACAUAGACACUGGAGAUGAUGCUUUAUGCCCAAAGUCAUCCACUGGGCCCGUUUACAACUUGACAGCCACAAACUGUUGGAUCCGGACUAAAUCUUGUGCUAUCAAGUUUGGAAGUGCAAGCUACUUCAACUUCAAUAAGCUGGUCUUCAACAACAUUACAAUAGUUGAUUCACAUCGAGGACUUGGGAUGCAGAUCCGGGAUGGAGGAAAUGUUAGUGAUGUGCUGUUUUCAAACAUUAAAAUGAGCACCAGAUACUACCAUCCUUUAUGGUGGGGAAGAGCCGAACCAAUCUACAUCACAACUUGCCCAAGGCACCCAGAUUCGAAAGAAGGUACCAUUUCAGACAUAAGAUUCAUCAACAUCUCAUCAGUAUCAGAAAAUGGAGUUUUCCUGGCUGGAUCAAAGCACGGGCUGCUCCGCAAUCUGAAAUUCAAGAAUGUCGACCUGACCUACAAGCGUUGGACAAACUACACGGGAGGCCUGUAUGAUUACAGACCUGGAUGCGAGAAGAUGGUGAAGCAUAAGACUGGUGGCAUGAUGGUGGAGCACGUCUCUGGCCUGGAGAUCGACAACGUAAGGAUGAGAUGGGCGAGAGGAAGCCUGAAAGGCUGGGACGUCAACCCCAUCCUUUUCAGGCCGUCGACCAUCGACAAGCUGUCUUUCCAUGACUGGCAGUCAGUGGAUGUUCAGUGAAUUUGCCCCGCCCCAAUUGUACCUGUGUAUCUGUAUCACGAAUUCACGAUGAAUAAAAGGGUUGAUUCUUUUUUGCCAAAUAUGCUAAUAAGAUAUCCCAAUUCCCAAC
Panicum virgatum (switchgrass) is the source of this 1728-nucleotide messenger RNA. RefSeq names its product probable polygalacturonase. The transcript has 3 exons. Gene Ontology annotation, molecular function: polygalacturonase activity. Gene Ontology annotation, biological process: carbohydrate metabolic process. Lineage: Eukaryota; Viridiplantae; Streptophyta; Magnoliopsida; Poales; Poaceae. The record is from RefSeq and is a predicted model, not a curated record. The coding region runs from base 231 to 1619 and encodes 462 amino acids.